AUGUCCCUGUCGAGGUCUCCGUCACCACUACCAAAUGGAGGAUGGACUUCAAGAGGUUUGACCGACCGCAGUUCGACGCCCAACAGUCUAUAUGGCAACGUCAACGGCUUCAGUAAUAGCGAUGAUCAAUGGGCUGCAGCCAAGGCGAGAAGUGCCCAACUCAGAGGCUAUCCUAGCAUCCAAACCAAAAAUGAAGGGUUCUUUCAAAGAUCCAAGAGGAAGAUAUCCACAUUACCAGUUUUCAACAGUCCAUAUACACCUCUGUCGUCGAAUUGGAAAGAUCCCGAGAAACUGGGCCGGAGUCGGUGGACUCCAAGAGGUGGAAGUGCCUUGUCCAAGCUGAAAACUUUCGUUGGCAAUGUCCUACGAAAAUUCAAGUUUCUUUUUAUUAUUCUGUCUGUCGUCACACUGACAACUGUCAUCAUGUCACAAACAAAUGUUCGAGGCAAAUACCGCAGUAGUUCUCGGCUAGGCGGCGGAAGUAAAUUCGUCAUCAUCCUGGGAGCCAACGAAGGUGGAGGUGUAAUGGAAUGGAAAGGUCCGAGGGAGUGGGCCAUCGAGCGGGAUAGUAUUAAGAAUAAGAGGAAAUAUGCCGACCGCUGGGGCUACCAUUUGGAGGUCAGCGACAUGAGCACCAAGAAGAGAUAUGCCCACGAAUGGAGAGAGAGCUGGGAGAAGGUUGACCUUGUUCGCAAUGCCAUGGCAAAAUACCCCAAGGCUGAGUGGUUCUGGUGGCUCGAUUUGAAUACCUUCAUUAUGGAACCAUCUUAUUCGUUACAGUCGCACAUUUUCGCCGACCUCGCAAACAACGUCUACCGAGACAUUAAUGUGUACAAUCCACUCAAUCUCACACAUCCACCGGAAACGGACUUUCUCGAUUUCGUAGCCAGAUCGCCAACGGGAGACAACCUCACAUCCUCCAUCGACAUCAUCAUACCUCAAGAUUGUGACGGGUUUAACCUGGGAUCUUUCUUCGUUCGAAGGUCCUCAUUCACUGAUCGAUUGCUCGACAUGUGGUGGGACCCUGUUCUGUAUGAACAAAUGCAUAUGGACUGGGAACACAAAGAGCAGGACGCCUUAGAACACCUCUAUGCAUCUCAACCGUACAUGAGAACACAUUUUUCUUUCAUUGCGCAACGAAAGAUUAAUUCUUUUCCUCCUGGAGCUUGUGGUGGGGAAGCUAAGACAGGAGAGAACCCUCUCCUCAAUUCACGCUUUCAUUACAAUGAGGACGAGCGCGAUUUCCUCGUCAAUAUGGCAGGGUGUGAGUGGGGCCGGGAUUGCUGGGCAGAAAUGUACUCGUACCGCGAGCUCAGCAACAAGCUCAAUCAAUCAACAGGCGACAAGAUCAAGAGCUCACUCAAGAAAGGUUGGGCGGGACUCAAGAACUCCGUGCUGGGCGCAGACAAUAAAACUCCCAAGCGACAACAACAAUGA
This is a messenger RNA of Exophiala aquamarina CBS 119918, 1437 nucleotides long. Its product is annotated as mannan polymerase II complex MNN10 subunit. The coding region runs from base 1 to 1437 and encodes 478 amino acids. Gene Ontology annotation, cellular component: Golgi membrane. NCBI's taxonomy places the organism in Eukaryota, Fungi, Ascomycota, Eurotiomycetes, Chaetothyriales, Herpotrichiellaceae. The record is from RefSeq and is a predicted model, not a curated record. Gene Ontology annotation, biological process: protein N-linked glycosylation. The transcript is spliced from 3 exons. Gene Ontology annotation, molecular function: glycosyltransferase activity.